CAUGGGGAGCUGCUGCCGCCGUCUCCGCGAGCACAACUUUGUCGGCAGCGGGGCUCCGACCUCUCCCCGCGGAGGCGCGGGGCUUAGCAGCUAAGGCGGAGGGGGAUGGCCGACCCGCUGAGGAGGACGCUGUCCAGGCUCCGGGGAAAGCGGGGUCCCCGUGGCGCCGGGGGGCUCGGGCUCCUGGCGGCUGCUGCAGCCAGGGUGGCGGCCUCCUCGGCUGCGGAAGGGGACGCCUGGGGUGCCCGGGGCUCGCUCCCACGCGAGCCUGUAGGCGGAGCGGGGCCGCGCCUAGACCAGCUCCCGCCGUCGCCUGAGGCGCGGGUCCCCGGAGGGCGCCCGGAGCAGUCGGGGGCGCCCGGGCCUCGGCCGCACGGCGGGCAGGAGGCAGCCACCCGGGGCCGAGGGCUCGCUCGCGCCUCUCUGCACGCCCCGCCGGGCUCCGAGGGCAGCGGAGAGGAGGCGGAGGACGAGGACGACUACGAUGCCGACUACUACGAGAACCUGCCCGGCGGCUCCCAGCCCGCGCCCGAGCCCGAGCCUGAAGGGUCGGAGGCGGAGCGACGGCCCCCGCCUCCCCUGGCGGCGGGCUCCUCCCCGGGGGCGGAGGGCGGCCGCCUGGAGACCGGCAGGCUGCAGACCCAGUUGCGAGAGGCCUAUUAUCUGCUGAUCCAGGCCAUGCACGACCUGCCCCCGGGCUCGGGCACGCGGCGGGGCGGCGGGGACUUGGCGGGUCGCGGCUGCCCCGCGGGAGCCCGGGCUCCGGGCCAGCCCCCUUCCCCCCGCAGCGCUGCGGACUGCGGAGCUUGCGCCGGAGACUGGGAGCUGGGAGAAGGCGGCUGCCCUCGGCAGCAGGUGUCCCCGCCCCGGCCGCCUCCGAGGGACCCGGGGGGAGACCAGCUGCGCACUCCUCGGAUGCUGCUGUCCCGCUGCAGAAGCCUCGAGAGCCUGCGGGUGCGUGCGAAGCCGCCUCCCUUCCAGCGGUGGCCGAGCGACAGCUGGAUCAGGUGCGGCGCACGCUGGGACCGGGACGAGCCCCCGCCACGUGGAGACAGGAUGGACGGCUGGAGCGGGGGCAGCGCCGGGGCCGGGGCGCCCACCGGCCUCCUGCCGCCCGGCUCCGAGGGCCCCGGCCGCUCCCCGGGAAACCCUCUGAGGGAUCCUGCGGGGUCCUCGGUGAUGCGCCACGGCACGGGAGAGCGCCAGGAGGGGCCCCCUUUCCUCAAGCCGCCCGCAGUGACAGUGAAGAAACUGCAGAAGUGGAUGUACAAAGGGCGCCUGCUGUCCCUGGGGAUGAAGGGUCGCGCCCGUGGGACACCCUCCAAAGGCACGGGAGCGCAGGCAGCCGCCCCAAAUCGGGGCGCUUUGAAAGUGCGAGAGAGCCACGUCCUCUCGGUGCCUCCAGACCAAAGAAUAACGCUGACAGAUUUAUUUGAAAAUGUCUAUGGAUCUUCAGUGAAGAGAAGAGAACUUGAAGAUCUGAAGGAUAAUAUUGAAUUCAGAGGUCAUAAGCCACUUAACAGCAUCACUGUUUCAAAGAAACGCAAUUGGCUAUAUCAGAGUACUCUGCGAUCUCUUAAUCUGGAAGAAGAAAAUAAGAAAUGCCAAGAGAGAAGUCAUUUACCCAUCUCGCCUGUGACUCUACCAAAACAUCAGAUGUCACAACCUUUCCUCAAAACAUCUGAAGAAUACUGUACAUAUAUGGUGUGUAAUACUACAGAUUCUUCAUUAUCAAAAAACUGUUCUUUAGACUUUAAUGAGGAGAAUGAUGCAGAUGAUGAAGGAGAAAUAUGGUACAACCCCAUUCCGGAGGACGAUGACCUUGGUGUAUCAGGUGCCUUGAGUUUUGGGGAGGCAAAGUCUGCUGUUCUGAAGCUUCCUGCUGUCAGUUUGAGCGUAUUUUCUGGUAGUGCCCUGGUGAAAGCAGAGCAGCAUACCGAAGACUUGCCUUGCUCCUCUGAACAUUCAGGUGAUGUUCAGACCAUGCAGUCAAAUGAAUUGCAUCCUGUAGAUUCCAUCCAUCCCACAGAAUUUGGACAGCAGUACAAGCCAAAGCUAGGACACAAGACACAAGAAAGUGUCAUGUUAGAGGACAGUCCUAUAUCAAAAUCUCCCUUUGCAGGUCCUGGGAUCCUAACUGCUCCAAAUAGGACUGAAUUGGGAAUUAUGGAACCAUCUUCUCCAAGCCCUAGCCCUGUGAAAAAAGGAAGUUCAAUUAAUUGGUCUUUGCCAGAUAAAAUAAAAUCUCCACGGACUGUGAGGAAACUUUCUAUGAAAAUGAAAAAGUUGCCAGAAUUUAGCCGAAAGCUGAGUGUUAAGGGAACCUUGAAUUAUUUAAAUGGUCCAGAAAAUAGUCCUUCCUUGUCUAAAUGUAACUGUCAAGAAAUUCAUCAUACUGUUAUUCUUCCUUCUGGGAAUACAACCACAGCUGCAAAGAGGAAUGUUAUAAGCCGGUACCAUCUUGAUACCAGUGUGUCUUCUCAGCACAGCUACCAAAAGAAAAGAUCUGUGAGUUCUAAAUACUCCUGCAAAGGUGGUUACCUCAGUGAUGGAGAUUCACCUGAACUUGUAACCAAAUCUAGCAAACACGGCUCUGAAAACAAACUUGGAAAAGGAAAAGAAAUAGUUCCAAAUACUUGUAGCAAAAAUGACAUAGACAUCGAUGCUUUUAGACAUUAUAGCUUUUCUGAUCAACCUAAGUGUUCACAAUAUAUAUCUGGGCUCAUGAGCGUGCAUUUCUAUGGUGCAGAGGAUUUAAAACCACCCCGGAUAGAUUCGAAAGAUGUCUUCUGUGCAAUUCAGGUCGAUUCGGUGAACAAAGCAAGGACAGCUUUGCUCACAUGUCGAACAACAUUUUUAGACAUGGAUCAUACUUUCAACAUAGAAAUUGAAAAUGCACAGCAUCUGAAACUCGUAGUAUUUAGUUGGGAACCUACUCCAAGAAGAAACCGAGUGUGUUGUCACGGAACUGUUGUCCUUCCUACCUUAUUCAGAGUGACAAAGACACAUCAAUUGGCUGUUAAACUAGAACCUAGAGGUCUUAUUUAUGUGAAAGUGACUCUUAUGGAGCAGUGGGAGAAUUCUCUUCAUGGACUAGAUAAAAAUCGAGAAUCAGUAAUAUUUGGUGUUGAUAUUCGAAAAGUUGUGGAGAAAGAAAAUGUAGGAUUGAUGGUGCCACUUCUGAUACAGAAAUGUAUUAUGGAAAUUGAAAAAAGAGGCUGUCAGGUAGUAGGCCUGUAUCGAUUAUGUGGUUCCGCAGCAGUCAAGAAAGAACUUCGAGAGGCUUUUGAGAGGGAUAGCAAAGCUGUUGGUCUGUGUGAAAAUCAAUACCCAGAUAUAAAUGUAAUAACAGGUGUUCUUAAGGAUUACCUUAGAGAACUUCCUUCUCCUCUGAUAACAAAGCAGCUUUAUGAGGCUGUAUUAGAGGCAAUGGCAAAAAGUCCUUUGAAAAUGUCAUCAAAUGGUUGUGAGAAUGACCCAAGUGACUCCAAGUCCACUGUUGACCUGCUGGAUCAUCUGCCAGAUGUUGAGAAGGCAACCCUAAAGAUGUUAUUGGAUCACUUGAAACUGGUGGCUUCUUUCCAUGAAGUGAAUAAGAUGACCUGCCAGAAUUUGGCCGUGUGCUUUGGACCAGUAUUAUUAAGUCAGAGGCAGGAGACCCUCACCCACAACAACAGAGUCUUCACUGAUUCAGAAGAGCUUGCAAGUGCUUUGGAUUUUAAAAAACAUAUUGAAGUUCUUCAUUACUUACUCCAGCUUUGGCCAGUGCAACGUUUAACUGCCAAAGAAUCACCUGACAGUUUGUUCCCAGAGCAGACGUCUUCUCUGAAUUAUUUGAGGCGGAAGAAAGAACGACCUUACAUGCUGAAUCUGAGUGGCACUGAUUCAUCCGGAGUACUCAGGCCAAGGCAAACCAGAUUAGACAGUCCACUUAGCAAUCGCUACGCAGGAGACUGGAGCAGCUGUGGAGAAAGCUACUUUUUAAAUACAAAAGAAAAUUUAAGUGAUGUGGAUUAUGAUGAUGUGCCUUCAGAUUACAGAGAAAAUGCAGAUUACAGCAAAAUGGAUGGACCAGAAAUAAUGAUUGAACAGCCAAUUCCCAUGUCCAGAGAGUGUACAUUUCAGACAUAUUUGACAGUGCAAACAAUUGAGUCCACAGUGGAUCGAAAAGUCAACCUCAAAGAUCUACAAGAAAGUAUUGAUAUUUUGAUUGGCAAUCUGGAACGUGAACUCAACAAGAACAAGCUUAAUAUAAGUGUUUGAGAUUAAAGGAGCUUUAUUUAUUUAUUUUAAAAAUAAUAUCUUAAAAUUUCAAAUCAGUUUUUCCUUAAGCUUCCUACAGUGAUGUUUUAUUUUUUUUUUUACUCUUGAAGCCUUCAGUUAACUUCUACUAAAUUAAUGUGAUUCAAUCAGAAAAAAGCUAUUCAUUGAUAUGAUUUUUGCUUACUAGAAAAUUGUUCUGAGGGUAGAGAUAACAGGGACAUGUUGGGAUCUUGUAGUGAUCUUGCCAACUCUGUGGAGCUAAGUUUCACACGCACUUACAAGCAAACACGUAAGUCAUUGGCCCAUCCAGGCUGCUGGUCUUCAGAGGAACUGCUCUUCUGUAGCCGAACCGCGUUCCCUUCAGAGCAGCUGCUUCACCUGACUUGCAGUCUGAGUCCUGGUCACAGCAACAUUGUUUGGUCACAUUUCAUUUGCAAUGCAAAUGCUGCUAUUAGAAAACAUUUUUAUAAAUAAGAGUGAAAUUAUGCAACUAUUAAUGUAUUCUGUAUUAACAUUCAGUAAUUAUUUAAGCUUAUAAAAUAAAUAUUUUUAUAAUCCUGAAAAUAUGUAUAUAACUUAUAAGUGCAUUUAUAUAUAGGUACUAGAAUGGGAGAAGGGACUGUAGAAUCACAUGUAUUUUUGAAGUAUAUAUGUCACGAGGCCAAAAUUACUGGUUUAAAAUGUCUUUUUGGACAUUUAAGUUAAAGAAGAUUUACAUUAAAACACCUGGGCAAAAAGCAUUCUAGAAGCAUCUUAAUAAAAAUGAUAAGCUUUGAGUAACAAAGUCACAAUAUCAGCUGUGAAAAGUCAUCUUUUAAGUUGAAAUCCUCUUACUCCUUAAGGUACUAAGUGCACAGAUGCCUGCACUGGUGACCUAGAUUUUAAAAAACCAUCUAUUCUCUGCAUUUUUGUAUUCUGUUUUAAGUAUUUAUUUGUAGUAGCAAGUUCAUACUUUGAGUUUCUAAUUCUCCCCACUUGUUUCCAAAGAAACCAUCUUGCCAGAAUACUGUGUUACUGAUUUUUAAAAAUUAACUUAUUUUGGCUAAGUGUGAUAGUCAUUGUAGCAAUCGUAGCGGAGUUUGAAAAUGUAAAUUUAGGAGACUCUUAAGUUGAAAUGUAUUUUUUUAACUUUUAUAAUAAACUACAGACUAUGUAAUUUAAAAAUUAUAAAUAAAAUUUAAAUCACCAACUUUAAGAUGUAGCAGCCAUUUACAAAACUGACAUCCUGAUAUUUUUUCUAAAUAUUAAAGUAUUUAACUAUUUCUAUGCAAUAUACAUUGGUAAGCAGAAUACCUUUUUAUUUAAUUCGAAAGUCCAUUCAUAAAAAUAUUUUAUAUGAAAUUUUCAUCUUCUUAAAUCUUUUGUAGCAUUCAGGAGAAAACCAAAAUAAUAUGUGUCACCUAUAUGUAUUGGUAAAUAGGCAAAAGAAAGUACUUUUAAAUGUUUUGUAAAAAAACCGUUUUCUCCCUUUUAUUUACUCUAUCAUGUGUAAUGUAUGAUAUGAAUAAGUUGUUCCAGAAAUGUAAACACUUUGUUAAAAUAUUAUAAUUUUGAUAAAGCUAUUAAUUAUAAUGAUUAAGGACCACUUAUUUUAAUAUUCUUCUUAAACAAAGGUGUUAAAGUAUUGUGCCAUCAUGGAUUAUCCUUAAAUAUAUGUUUUAACCUUUAUUUGUCCAAAAUUGAAUUUUACAGAAUCUGAAACACUUUGAAGUCCAUGUUGUGUUAUUGUGUUAUCAUGCCAUUUUGGGUAGGAGUCAUCCUGAAGUUAAUCUCUGCCGUCUUAGAGAAUUCUGGACAUGUGGGUUGUCUAAAUCACCGUCAUUACUGUAAACGUCUUUUAUGGUCUCUGCUGCAUCCAGAAGUGCUGAGUAGCUUCAAGUGCCUUUACUUUAAAUCCUUUUUUGAGUCCCUAAUUUCCUGGGAUCUUCCUACCCUUGACUGUCAACUGUCAUACCCUCUGAGCCUAUCAGCUCUAAUGUGUAUAGGACAGAAAAAAAUGUUAACUUUGGUGCAUGUACCUGGAUGCAAGUUCCAGUCAGUUCAGGUGGGUGGGAUAGAGAGUGAAUGCACUCCUCCCUGCCAUCCACAGCGGUCCUCCUGCUCGGAGGUAACAGCGUGCUUAUUGCUGCAGUGUCUUCAUUUGUCAUUUAAGCAGAUCUGUUGACUGUCCGUUAUGAGCCAGCAACUAAUGCCCUUCCUUCUCACCAUUGUUGUUAGUUACAUUUUAAAUUAUUUUUGGCUUCCUUUAUAAUUUUUAGUUUUUGAGAAACUGCAUAUGACUCACAUUUUUCCUACAUGUAUUGAUUCUAAAACCUGCAAAAUAGGUACUAGCAGUUGGGCGGGAUCAUGUGAAGUAUUCAGGGUAAACCAGGUGAUUCGUCUUCUUGUAUGCAUCCAUCUCAUAUCCUGUAGGCUGUGCUGAUUUAAGCAGAAUAUUCCAGCUUAGCGUUCAAAUGGAUUCUUUUUUCUUACAGCCACUAACUUCUCCAAAUCAUGCCCUGUGCUUUUUGCUUCAUAAUUGAGUUAUGGCUAUUGCAGAUUUUAAUUUUUCCUGGAGUAUACAAUUGUUUUGUAAAGCUUCUUGAUUGAAGAAAAUGCUUGAUUUAUGGUAACUUUUAAAAAUCAUACUGAGGCCGGCGCUAAUCCUCCUCCUGCGGUGCCGGCACACCGGGUUCUAGUCCUGAUCGGGGCACCGGUUCUGUCCCGGUUGCUCCUCUUCCAAUCCAGCUCUAUGCUGUGGCCCAGGUCCUUGGGCCCUGCACCCAAUGGGAGACCAGGAGAAGCACCUGGCUCCUGGCUUCGGAUCAGCACGGUGCACCGGCCGCAGCGCGCCAGCCGCAGCAGCCAUUGUGGGGGUGAACCAAUGGAAAAGGAAGACCUUUCUGUCUGUCUCUCACUGUCCACUCUGCCUGUCAAAAAAUAAUAAUAAAAAAUUUUAAAAAAUAAAAAUCAUACUGAAUUGAAUUACCAAAUUUGUUAGAGUACUUUUAAGCCCUUUUUCUAGGAUUGCUGAAUUUUGUACUGUCUUUCCUUUUCUUUUUUUUCAAAGAUUUAUUUAUUUAUUUGAAAGAGUCACAGAGAGGGAGGGACAGAGAGAGAUCAUCCAUCCACUGGCUCAUUCCCAAAUGGCUGCAAUAGCUGGGACUGAGCCUUGCUUAAGCCAGGAGCCAAGACCUUCACCUGGAUCUCCCAUGUGGGCAGCAAGGGCCCAGGUGCCAGAGCCAUCCUCCCCUGCUUUUCCUAAGACAUUAGCAGGGAACCAAUUUGGAAGUGGAACAGCCAGGAUGUGUACUGGCACCCAUAUGGGAUGCCAGCUUUGCAGCUGGCGGCUUGACCCACUAUGCCACAAUGCUGGCCCCCUUUAUUUUUCUUGACAGAAGAAAAAUACAUUCUUCACUUUAACCUGAGAUCAGGUUAUACAUCUUAACCACCUCACUUUAUUUGAGAGGAAGAGGCAGAGAGAGAGAGAAAGGUCUUCCAUCCACUAGUUCACUCCCCAAAUGGCUACAACAGCCAGAGCUUGGCCGAUCUGAAGCCAGGAGCCUGGAGCUUCUUCCGGGUCUCCCAUGUGGGUGCAGGGACCCAAGGGCUUGGGCCAUCUUGUACUGCUUUCCCAGGCCAUAGCAGAGAGCUGGAUGGAAAGUGGAGCAUCUGGGACUUGAACCAGUGCCUGUAUGGGAUGCUGGCACUGCAGGCAGCAGCUUUACCCACUAUGCCACCACGCCAGCCCCUGAAUUUAUUUCUUGGUUAGCGUAUUUACAAGUGUUUUGCCCCCAGAAUUGUUAUAUGGAAGAUACACUUUGUGUCUUCAUAUGUGUGGAAAGAGCAUGAUUUCUUCAUGCUUCAUUUUGAUUGAGCCUACAGUUCUGUGUUCAAACUGAUUUUCCUUACAGGUUAGAAGACAUUUCACUGUCAUCAUCAGGUAUCCAUUUUUACAUAAUCCAGGCUAGAUAGAUAGUUGUUCAGACUAGAGGAGAAGCAAUAAAUGUCAUAAAUGGAUUCCGGGUCUAUUUUUCUUUUAUUUUUUGUUUAUUUUAUUUGAAGAGCAGGGAGAGAGAGUUUCCAUCUGCUGGUUCACUCCCCAAAUGCCUGGCAUUGGGCCAUGCCAUCCAGGACCCUGGAACUCCAUUUGAGUCUACCAUGUGGGUGUAGGGGCCCAGCUACUUAGGCCAUCACCUACAACUUCACAGGGUACAUGUUAGCAGCAAGCUAACAGGAGUGGUUCAAGCUAACAGGAUCAAGAGUGGAGCUGGGACUCAAACCCAAGCACUCCAAUAUGGUAUGUGGGUGCCCAAGUGGCAUUUUAACUACCAGGAAAACACCUGCCCCUGUGGGUAUAUUUUGAAGUAGAAGCCAAAGGAAUAUGCCAGUGGACUAUGAAGUGCAUAGGGUCUGAGCAGCUGAAGGAGGGAGUUGUCGUAGAAUGAAGUUGAAAUCACUCCAUAUUUUUAAGAUGUGUUCCUAGGGGUCAGCACUGUGGCUCAGUGGGUUAAGCAGCUGCUUGUGUUGCUCACAUGCUGUAUCAGAGUUCCAGUCUGAGUCCUAGCUGCCCUGCUUCUGAUCCAGCUCCCUGCUGGAUGUACUUGGGAAGGCAGCAGUUGAUGGUACAAGUAGAUGAACCCCUGCCACCCACUGGGAAGACCUGGAUGAAGUUCCUGGCUUCUGGCUUUGGUCUGGCCCAGGCAUGGCUGUUGCUGCCAUGUGGGGAGUGAACCAGUGAAUAAAAGAUUGAUUCAUUCUCUCUCUUUCUCUCUCUGCCUUUCAAGUAAAUAAAUCUGCCUUUUAAAUCAAUACAUCCUUAAAAAUAUAAAAAUAAAAGAGUUCCUUUUAUUGGAUGUUAGUAUUAUUAAAAUAGUAGUUACCAAAAUGCCUUACAGUUUCCUGCUGGUACACUAGUAUUUCUGUAACUGGUAAUGCUGUGCAGAGUCACUGCUGGAGUAACAAAGCAAGAAGACUUCAUGCAUGUUGAAGUAAAGUCUCACAUAAUAGCUGGUUUGGGAACUUUUCAGAUUGUGUUAGCUUUAUGUUAGGGACCCUAAAGAAACCAGGUGCAGCACAGGUACUGUUUCUGAAAAGAAUUUUAUUUGCAGAACACAGAUGACAUUGAAGGUUAGGAUUUGAUAAUUUAAAGUGCCAAAUUUCGAGCACUUCAAUAUAAUAAAGUAGUAUUAUGUCUAAUCAUAACAAGUCCUAAUUUGGAUCUUCCUGGCCUGAGGCCUGUGCUAACAAAAGAAAAUGCCAUUUCCCCUGCCCAGUUUUCAUGUUGACUUCAGUAAGGCUCACAUCUGAUAAGCAGUUUAAGGCUACAACAAAGAGUUCUUGGCUGCAUUCUAACUUAGCCAAAGACUGACUGGCAAACUCAGAAACUUUUUUUUUUUAAUUUAAAUAAUGCAUCAGAGGAAAGAAAGGUUUUAGGGUGCUAAUUUUUUUCUUUUUAAUAUCUUGAUACAGGUGAUGGUUACAUACUUAGUGUUUGUGCCCCUUAUAUGAGUCAUACUUUAUUUUUUAAAGUCAGUUUUUAAGAAAUAGGCAAGCU
Messenger RNA from Oryctolagus cuniculus (rabbit), 9799 nucleotides. NCBI's taxonomy places the organism in Eukaryota, Metazoa, Chordata, Mammalia, Lagomorpha, Leporidae. The record is from RefSeq and is a predicted model, not a curated record.